AGUGUUGUUUGUUGCUCGGGCGUUCUCAACCACACUUUAUAGGUGAAGGAUAUUUACGGUAUUGUGUGAUUGACGUUCACGCGGACCGCUCAGCUUUGCGCGGGAGGCGGGCCGAAGUGGCGCGUCUAGCCAAUGAGAGCGCUUGAAAGCGUGGGCGUUGGCGCAGUGCGCUAGAGGUUUGGUUGACGUUUGUUUUCGAUAGGGGCCCAUGAUGAAUUCAGCAUUGUGGAGCAGGUCAGAGUCAAACGCGAACCUUCGACUGGAUUUAAAGGAGCAGGAACUCCAGAUACUGUAGUGUAGCACUCGUAUGCGAGUGUUUGAUGGCUGUAUUUCGCAGAGAUAGAUGUGUCAGGGUUUGAGGUUUUUUAGGUCAACAUUUCUUCCUGUAAACAUUGCGUGGGUGGCAGCAUGCUGUAAGAGGAACAGCAGCGAGGAAGCCACGCUGGUUUUCACACGGGAUUAUUUGCUUAUAAAAAGUAGCUCUUACUUUGUGACAAAGAUUUGACAAACCUAAGGCUACAGAGUUCAGAUUGGUUGAAGAAUCAGAGCUCUCCUACAUGAACAGCCCAUGGUCCACAGUGCACUGGAAGUUUUACCUGGUGUUGUUCUUACUUGUUCUUUGUUGUUGUUCUUGUUUUCUGAUUUGGUCCAAAUUGCUUACUACACACACUUGUUUGAUGGCCAGCUAAGGUUCGUCUACUGAUCCUGAAACCCCGAAAAGCUCUUGAAAAAGGGCUUGCAGCAGUUUAUUUGUGGUUUCUCUCAGACAAAUUCUGAUGUAAUGUAGUCCAGUCCAAGCUGCGAAAAUGAAACCUACUUGCAGUGAAAUACAUUGUAAUGACUAAAGCACUGCUUUUUGAUACCUGCUGCAUUACACAGAGAGUAUGUACAUUCAGGAAGAAGGACACUGAUUUGAUCAUAACAUCCCCAUUCUUAAGAUUCUUCCAUUCGUGCCUCAGACUGUUUGCUGCAGAGACAUGUCUGAGACACAGAGUGGGUGAUCUGAUCACUGUUGGACAUUUUUUAAAAGGGCAUUUUUAUUUACUCUUUAGAACUCUUUUGAAUGCUAAAAGUGUUUGAUGUAGAGCUCUGAGCAUAGCCAGGACUGAUUUUACAGAUUUCAUUUCAGUUGAUCCUUUAAUUUCAUAAAUCAAUAUUUCAUAACCCUUUUCAUAAACCUGUAGAUUCAAAGCACUAUUAACUGGUUUAAAGCUAAUAGUCCCAGUGCUUCAAUCAAGUAAUGCAUAUAAUAUUAUUCCAUACAAGGGUCUCAGUUCAAUAUGUCUUCAUAUGAAAAAUCUAUCUAGUAGACUUCAUAACAAGUAACAAUAGUUACUAUAACAAUGGUUAUAAUGUUUCAGUUACAUGAAGUAUUAAAUAAACAUACUUCUACCAGCUUAUUAACUCAGAAAGCAGCAAGUAGGAAGUGAAAAAUUCCCCCAAAUCUUUAAGGUCUGCUGUACACUGGCUUAUUAACUUGGUGAAUAACAAUGCUGACAGUCAGAGGGCUUUCUCUGCAGAGAGCUCUGUGAAUCUGAGAGCACAUCAGAAUAAACAGCAGAAUAAAAUAAAGUGUCACAUAGUCACACCAGUCACUUAUUUUAGCGUUUUUAAAUACAGCCACUUUUGCAGGAAAUUCAUGCAUUUAUCCUGUCAGUUGCCCUUUCAGCCAAUCAUGUGGCUACAGCUUAGGAAAAAAAUGCAGAUACAGGUCAAGAGCUUCACAUUAGUGGGUUUGACUGUGAUAUAGUUGUUGGUGCCAGAUGGGAUGGUUAUUUCGGAAAUUGAAGAUUUCCUGGGAUUUUCCACAUGCAACAGUGUAUAGAGUCUACACACAACAGUUGUUGGCAAGAGAGGUCAGAUGAGGAUGGCCAGACUGCUUCAAGCUGACAGGCAUUAGUAACUCAAAUAAGCACUCUCUACAACCAGGCUGAGCAGAACAGCAUUUCCAGAAGAGCAACAAAUAUUGAGGUGAAUGCACUACAGCAGCAGAACACCAAAUCAGGGCCUACCCAUGUCAGCCAAAAACAGGAACCUGAGAUUACUGUGGGUACAGACUAAAUGAAGCUGGUCACUUAGAUUUUUGGGGACAAAAAACAGGUUCUGCUGUAAAUUAAUGCUGUUGCCAUCAGCUCAAUCAGAGGCGCAGGUUACUUUACUUCUCUAACAAGUAUGGACCCGGGAAAUUUCAUUCUCAUUCAAAAGGAAUUGCACGACAAUUCCAGUGCAAACAAACACAGACCGCCUUCUCUUGUAGGCUGAAAGGAGUGGACCCUGAUGUGGUCUUCAGCUCUUGUAGCCCAUCUGCGUCAACAAUUAUCUAGUUGUGUGUUCUGAAAUGCUUUUCUGAUCAUGGUUGUAAAGGGUGAUUUCUUAAAUGAACAUGUCAGCUCUUCUGGCCAUUUCCCUCUCACUUUUCUCAGCAACAAGCACAUGUUCAGGCACUGCUAAUUUUUGUUGUAUUGAAACACUGUCUUAUCAAGUUUAAAUAGAGUUAAAUAGAGAAAUAUUGAUGCAUCCCUAGUAUGUCUAUCUGAAAGUAUGUAAUUAUGGCAGCUUUAUUUAUUUAUUAUUCCUUUUCUUUAGUGUACAAUGUCUCCUGUAUACUAUAGACUGCUGCAUUGCUGCUGUAGUCAUAAAGACUGUUUGUGCUUAUUCCUUUACUCUAAUUCACACUAUUUUCCCUGAAUCUAGUGAUUUAUAAUCCCAUUCUUGAUGGUUUCUGUUUUGUGUCCAGAUUGCUCUCAAGGGUUUUUUUCCAUCCCUGUCAUCUCAGGGAGGUACUUUUGAAUGUUGGAUGUUUUUCUGGUUAGUUGAUGAGUAAUCAAAGUGUGUACCAAACACUAGUGCUGUAUCAAAGAAAUAUGAUGUAAUUAUGUAGGCAAUACGGCACACCCCAAAUUCAUGGCCUAGUUUUGACUUGAGCCAUAUAGCUUUUCAAUAUAAACUCAUCCAGAACCCAUAGCCUAAACAGGUUAUUUAAUAAUUUUCUAAUUAGCACCACCAUUAUUUUUUUUAAGUAGAUGUAAUAGUAUAAUAAUGUAAUAAAAAUAAUUAAAUGAUGUUAACAUUAUACUUUUCGAGUAAGUCAAACACACAAUUGAAAAAGCUCCAGAUAUUCUCCAUUUACCUUGACAGAGCUCCCAUGCGAGUGCACCUCGCAGACGUGAGAUAUUGCUUCUGAAGUGGGCGGAGCUUCCAGGAAGUGCCAAAUAAUAUUAACAACAUAGCUCAAAACACCUGUGUCAGUUUAUUGGGGAGAAAACGGCUGCUCUUUUGGUAUAUAAUAACCCAAAAUGUCAAAUUAGUUAUGGUGAAUUGCAGAGCUCCUGCUUAGAAAAUCUGGUAAUAUACUACAGUCACAGUAAACAUCACUGGUUAUUGUGGCAGUGUAAUGCCUUGUAGAGAUAAUUUAAACAGUAUCGCACAAGCAGGAGUGCAGUUAUACUGAAUAUCGGCAUGGUACAACAGGGUGCCACAGGUUUAUACAACAGUUCUAUAAACAAGAAGUUAAUAUCUAGGAAAUGAUAUUUUGGAUACAACAUGGCCAAAUGUUCUGUCACUAGUGGAAAUAGAUCCAGAAAAAGCCACACUCAUUUACCAGCUUAUCGGCUAGCCGGAUAACUAACAAGGAUGUGUACAUUUCUGUUAAAGGAGCUUACAGUAAAAUUUGCAUGCCUUCUAUCUUUUCAUCUUCAAAUGACAAUUUUCAUAUUUUAAGCCAAAUGAUACGUUACAGAAAUGUCAUGUCUGCUGAUGCUGGUUCUAACACUAGUGUAGUGAUUGUUUUUAAAGUGGAAUUUUACAUAGUAAACACAGAAGAGCAAAGUAAAAACACACAUCCCAGUGUGGUUAUAGUAAAUACAGGAACUCUGGGAAGGCUGCUCAACCUGUCAAAUUAGUGGACCGGAAUAAACUAUUGCAAAAUAUGUAUAAUUAUAUAAAUAUUAUUUAUAAAUGUGAUUUUUUUUUCAUAAAAAAUUAUAUAGCUCUCGCAUAGCCUAGUUUAGAGUUGCACGAAAGAUUGUGUUUAUUCAAACCCGCUAGCUAGCUUUAGAAAAGAGCAGCGCAAAGAAUCACAAUUGUCCUGCUUUUUCCAGGAUGGAUCUAAGCUGAAACUGUCUAGAAAGAAUUGCAAGGUUUCUCUUUCUCUUUGUUCAGCAUUUCCUUUUCCAGCCCGGUCAUUCUUUGCAACACAAUCAUUUCAAAAGCUGGUGUCACUUGCCUGUGAUCUGUAAACUUUUGCUCCAGAGUAAAUUGAGGCACCUUAAAUCUAAUCAGGAUUGAAGUAUAAAAUUCACCAGAAUUCUGCUUGUUGUAGCACAUUAUCAAACAAAAGUGUCAGUUUAAAUCAGCUUAGUGUUUUAUGGUAACACUGUAAAAAAUAAUACUGUACUGAAAAUACUGUACACUGUACGAUUUCUUAGGCUCAAUCUGCUAACCCCGAUCGUUCAAAUCAUAGCAAAGGAUAGCUUUUUAGACCAAUGUUGUUUUCAGCUAUAUCCGAGAGCUGUCUUGCAUGCUAUAUAAGCAUGUAUACACAACAGGUGAAUAUAUUCAUUGGAUGGGGGUGCCUGGUCUCUUCCCCAUUCCAGAUUUGACGUUUGACAUUUCCUCUGUCAAAGUUGGGAUUGUGACAGCUAGGUAAAGUUUUAUGGAAAGUUUUGCAUGCAAAUCAUCCUGUCUGCUGAAAGAGUAUAAGAAGGCAGUCAGUCACUAAAGGGGAAAAUGGUGUUUUGUUGUCUUUCCUCUGUGUCAUUUUCUAUCGUUUGUGUUACAAGCUCUACAGUUUGCAAAAACUGAAGGGUGAUAAUACACUUGUUUGACUUCACAAUGCCAGGAGGAAAUGAUGUCAUCUAGCACACGAAGAAGGCUGUGUUGCUCCAUCUCACAGCUGGCCAGUACAGCCCUGGCACUCUCACGCACAUUUCACUUGAUUUGUUAUGCAAAGGGCGUUAGGCUGUUCGGGUUCCUCUGUUUAUGACUAUCUGUAGGCAGUGGUGAAAGGGUGCUGCAGAGGUUGUUUAAAAAUAGCCCCGGCGCUUGACACUCUUGUUCUUGCUCUCUCGCCUUCUUCCGAACUGUCUUCAGGGCUGCUAGCUUUUCUUCUAUGGAGCUGAAUCACCUUUUUCAGAGGGCCUCUGUAACUUUUUCUGACCAUGGCUAGACAUGCAUUAUCUUGCACAAAGUCAUUCCAUUUCUUUCUGUCUCCUGUUGCUGUUUGUGUCGUGCUGCACCGAGGAACAAAGGUCUAUCAGUUGAUGCUGCUAGUGCUUGUUCUAAUUUCAGCAAACAGCCGGUUGUGACAGCCGCUUGUAGCUACUGUUUGUACACUGAAUUGCAGUUUAAAACAGAGGAGAAAAACACAGCCAUACUCGCAUGUGUGGCUAAGGCAUUGUUAUUGCAGAACGUCUUAUUGGUCACAUCAAUUGUCUGCCAGAGACUGACACAAGAACAAGGAUAUUGUGGGAAGCGAGGUGGCAGAAAAGUUUCCGCCAAGGAACCAGGAAUCUGUUCUCGGCAAUGCCUCAGCCUAGUGUCAGUGGAAUGGAUCCUCCCUUUGGGGAUGCCUUUCAAAACUACACUUUCGCUGACCAGGCACUGACCAGCACUGACCUGUUAGCCAACAGCUCAGACCCAGACUUCAUUUAUGAACUGGACAGAGAUAUGACUUGUCGCCAGAGCCCUGGUAGAGACGUGUUUGAAGUUGAGGACUGCAAGGAGUUUGACAGCAUGGAAAAUCUUCCAGAACUAAUAGACAAUGACCUGGCUUACAGCUCCAACUUCGAACAGUGGGACACAUAUUGGGAAGACUUGACCAAGUACACACGCCUCACCAGCUGUGACAUCUGGGGCACUAAGGAGGUUGACUUCUUGGGCCUGGAUGAUUUCUCCAGCCCUUACCAAGAUGAGGAAGUCAUAAGCCGUACACCCACCUUGGCCCAGCUCAACAGUGAGGACUCUCAGCCAGUGUCAGACACUUUAUACCUUCCAGAUUCACUGGCAGGUCAAAAGCAGACUAUUUUUCCUCCGCCAGUGGUAGGGAAGAAGAUGGCCAGAACCACCACUUUUGUCACAGGCACUUCCUCCAAUCACAGUACACUGCCGGAUUAUGCCGAAGGUUCCCAGAAGGCCACGUGGCCAGUACCCUCAAGCACUGAGACUAUGGCAAAAGCCCAGAUGCAAGGGCCUAGCAGGGUUGCAUCUCCCCAGCCAGAGAACACAGAUUAUGUACGCAAGGCCAAGGUUUGCAUUAGCGUACCACGCAAGCCCUUCCUAGAGAGUUGUGCUCCACAGAUCAGUGUGUCUGCCAGCUCCCCUCUCAUCAAGGAGCACGAGUCAAGUGCUUCUUUGAUCAGUAAUGUCCAAACAGCCACUAUUGACACUCCAUCUUCUCUUAUUCCACUGGUUUGUGAGAAAAAAGUGGAAAUCUGUAAAAGAGAAGCUCUGUGUGGCUCUACUCCAGAGGUAGGAUUGUCAAGAGGAAAGCCAAUGAAGCAUAACUUCCCUGUGGCUGGCAGCAGUGAAACCUUGCUCACCGUGAGUGCUCUCGGAGCCGAUGCUACUGCUGCCGCUGAGAAGAAGAAAGAAGAGGAGCACAACUACUCACUAUUCCUGAACCGGGUGAGGCUUGCAGGCAAAGCUCCCACUGACAUAGAGGAAGAAGAAGAUGAGGAAGAAGAAGAAGGCGAGGAGGAAGAGGAAGAGGAGGAGGCAGAGGGGGUGGACUUGGAUGAUGAAGACCAUGAUGAAGGAUUUGGCAGCGAGCAUGAGCUUUCAGAAAAUGAAGAGGAAGAGGAAGAAGAAGAAGAUGAUGAGUAUGAGGGAGACAAAGAUGAUGACAUCAGCGAUGCGUUCUCCGAGCCAGGAUGUGACACGGACAUGGUAGAGGACGUAAAAGGUUUGACUGCCGGAAUUUCCAGAAAGAGGGGCAAGCGCAGAUACUUUUGGGAAUACAGCGAGCAACUCACCCCAUCUAAGCAAGAACGGAUGCUAAAACCUUCAGAGUGGGACAGAGACACCCUUCCCAGCAAUAUGUAUCAAAAGAAUGGCCUGCAUCAUGGAAAAUACACACUAAAGAAAUCCCGGCGAACAGACGUAGAGGAUCUCACGCCCAACCCGAGGAAGCUGCUUCAGAUUGGGAAUGAAUUGCGCAAGCUUAACAAGGUGAUUAGUGAUCUGACCCCUGUUAGUGAGCUGCCCCUGACUGCCCGCCCUCGCUCUCGAAAGGAGAAAAACAAGCUGGCAUCCAGGGCCUGCAGAUUGAAGAAAAAAGCUCAGUAUGAAGCCAACAAGGUCAAGCUGUGGGGUCUUGGCACUGAAUAUGAUCGAUUGCUGUUUGUGAUUAAUACAAUCAAAGAGGAGAUUGUGAACCGAGUUCAAGAUAGCUCAAAUAACAACGGGACAAGUAUGGCAGAGAAGCUGGACAAGCUCAUAGAGGAGACACUAGUGCAAUCACCAGUAGCUGGCCAGACUUCAGAUUUUGUGAACCAGAUCCUUGAGAAUACAGGCAAGGGUGACCCCACUGGAGGUCUAGUGGGACUGCGUGUACCUACGCUGAAAGUGUAGAAGCAUCCAGAUAGUAUUCGGAAGCACACUCAAAGCCAUCCGCGCCAUUCCUGUCUCUACACUCUGCAUGCCCAUGUCAACCGGAGAUGCUCAAAAUGCUUAAUGUGGAUACAUGCAUACGAACACCUGUCCGUCUGUGCAUACGUAUGUAUAUAUUCACCUUCCACGCACCUACAGAAAUCUCUGCACUCAGUAGUCUGUUUCCUUACCACGUGUGCAUGUGGCUGGUAAAAACCUCCAUCUGCAAGCCACCAUUUUGCAAAAUACAAAAGCCAAUUUACGAGAUACCUCCCGGAAUGUAUCGUCCUUUUGAAGAUGAAGACGCAACCUGUUCCUGCUGUAGCCAUUUUUUACUUGCGUCCAGCAAAUACCCCUGUACUGGAUUAAGAAAGCAGAGGUGUCUUCUUUUGCGAAUCUGCAUACAUUACGAUCAUUAUUUAAGCCUUGUGGAUAGAAAGACAUUUUAGAGAGAUAUAGCUAAAUGUCAUAUGUGGUUAUGUAAAAGUUUCAACAUUUAACUAAACCUCUGCUUUCUUAAUCUGGUGGAGGGGGAAUUUGUUAGGAUUAAACAAGUUACACCCUUAUAUGCCAAUUCUGAAAUAGCCAAUGCAAACACAGAAACAUGUUAAUCAUCUACCUUUAUUGGAAACCAACUCAAAAAUUGACAGUAGGCAUAUAAAUUUAGGACAGGGAUACAGCACGACAAUUAGGAUAGGACUGGGCUUGAAUGUUCUGUUCCUUUUGUCUUGGGGGUCUCAGGGUGAAUAGAGAGAGAUUAUUGACUGACUGGAGCAGAUGGUCCAUUUAAAUCUCCUUCCUUAACUGGGAAGGACUAUUAUUUUGUACUGGUGACUCCACCCACUUUGAUCAAAGUGCCCUCACAUCAGAUGACCCUGGACGUUUUCCGAAGUUGCAUCGAAGGGGCUCAGAAGUUGAUUCCCUGACUCAGUCUUGUUCAUAUUUGUACUUAUUAAAAGUAAGAUUCAUUGUGCCUUGUAGAUGUUGAGGGGAUAACGAAUCUCACUUGAAAGCAAGUGGACCAUGUUUCAAGGAGAAGGAGAGCAGUGAGGCAAGUCAAACCUGUGGGUUUGUUAUGUAUUUAAGCUUGAUAAAGAUACUCUGAAUGAACGUAGGAACAUGGAAAAAUAUUGAUUUAUGCCACAGAGUCUGUGCUAGGUAAAAUAAGAUGGCUCUGAAAAAUAUUUCUUUCCUCUCUCUAUUUUGGUACUUCAUUUAAGUGAAGAAUGGAUGUGUGUGCUUGUGCGUGUGUAUGUGUUGUGGGGGGUUAUUUUAAGACAACUAUUCAUAUUAUAAAUACGAAAAAGAGAUUUGCACACUAUAUUCUGAUUGUUUUGUUUUUGUACCAAAGACACAUGCAACGUAAAUUGGCAACUAGCCAGUUUAAGUAAGGUUUUGCACAGCUAACCUGACACCGUAUUGAAUGUAGGAAAAAAAAAAAGUUGUAGGGUCAGGGAUUUUCAACGAACUGUGAAAUUUGCUUGGGUCCAAUUAUCUACAGAAAGAAGCAUUCAUUCGCAUCCUCCUAGAGCUCUUGUGCUGUUCUUCAGCUCUCAAGUUGAAGUGUUGCUUUGGAAACGUUUGUACUAAAAUCAAGCAGUUCAGUUUCCCACCAUUACACUUUUGUCCAUUAAUGCUUUUAAAACUGUAGAACUGAUGCUUUUUGUAAUUGCGUAUGUAUGACGUUAUCAGAGAACCAAAAUGUUCACUUUUAUUAAUAUCCUUUAAAUUUAUGGAGAAGAAUAAGCAUACAACAAAAAAAUGAUCUUGAGUAUGUCAUGUGUAUAGUCAGUAUAUCAUGCAUACACACACUUGUAUAUGUAUCGAUAAAAUGGUACCUUUUCAAUGGAUAUGUUAAUAAGCACGACAUAUUUCUAUAGCUUUAUAUUUAGUGAGUAAUCUGGAAAUUAUCUUAAAAAAAAGACUUAUUCUCUGUAUUUUUGUAACAUUUUCCUUUAUUUUUUUUUAAAUUUUUUUUUUUUUUUUUGCUGUUUAAUGUUCUAUGAACAUAUCUAUAAACCGUUUUGGAGAAAGGCUUUGAUGAAUUUAUCAUCAGCAUGUCAUACUUUCAAAGGAUUUCAAAUCUGGACCCAGUCAUAGGCUCUUCCUUGUCCAAAUUAAGACUGCUUAUACUUUGAGGCAGGAAAGCAUUCUGAGAGAGAGCUUUAUAGUUGCACCAUGAUGGCUAGCUGCUGCACCUUUAUACUUGUCCAGUGUGAAAAGCUACUGCACUUCCCAAUGCAGAACUGCAUGUUAUCUGGAAAAAAAAGCUUGAUGGAUAGUCAUGGUUUGUCUUUGGGUGUUUUUGGAGCUCUUAUUUUUUUGAUUGAAUUAAAGAAGGGAAAAUAUUUUCCUCUACAACCCCUAUUAUAUUUAAGCUAAAGAUUUGCAUAGAUCAUUAGAAGCUCAUAGAUGUUCUCUUUUUUUUCUUUUUUUUUGGAAGUGUAAUAGAUUUUGUUGUAGUACCGUUCAUGUUAGAAGCUAUUGUAAUUUGCAGUGUUCUCUUUAUACAUAGAAAUGAGAUAUAUCUUCUAUAUUUAUCUUGUGUAUAUACAAACAUACCUAUAUUACAUGUAAGAUAACUAAAGCACUUUGUCUAGACAAAAAGAAAGAAAAAAAAAAGAGGAAAAAAAAGCAUUCUUUUCCUUCCAUCUGCUGCUAAACAGGCCUUGUUUGAAUGCUGCAGUGAGUACUUGACUUUUACCAUCCUUUUACCAGGACAGGUUGACAGUAAAGUCUUGAGAGGACAGGCCCCUGAGUGACGACAAGUCAAGUGUCACAAACUCCAUUUGCCUUUAGUAGACAUUUCCUAUGGAAAAAGUGCAAAUUCUGCUUUGUGUUCUUCUUCAGGUUGAUGUACAGUAUUGACAUGUUCUCUCUGAACAUUGCCAGAGGUGAAUAUUGCUAUCAAUAAUUUUUUAAAGUAAUUUGUACUUAAUGGGGGAAAUCUGAGGUGUUUGAGGAAGCGCAGGCUUCUUAUUAGUGGCUCAGAGAAAAAAGAAAAAAAAAAAAACUAUAUCGCUGUACUGUAAGGCAAAUCUCCUUGCCGUAGGGAAUUAAUCAGACUACAUCCUUUUUGCCUUUCCAAACACCCAUCCAUUCUUGAUAAAAGGCAAGGCUCUAAAAGCUUUGUUGCUAUGACAACUUAUCCUGGCCUUCGUCGUGCCAUCUUGAACUAAAGCUUCUUAGCCUGGCGUUGGCUCUCCGUAGUUAUGACCAAUUUGUAAUUAAAAAAAACAAACAAACAAAAAAAAAAA
Messenger RNA from Hemibagrus wyckioides, 10844 nucleotides. It is a transcript of the gene crebrf, whose product is annotated as creb3 regulatory factor. The transcript is spliced from 9 exons. The record is from RefSeq and is a predicted model, not a curated record. Gene Ontology annotation, cellular component: nucleus. Bases 5524 to 7569 code for a protein of 681 amino acids. Gene Ontology annotation, biological process: response to unfolded protein; regulation of transcription by RNA polymerase II. Gene Ontology annotation, molecular function: DNA-binding transcription factor activity, RNA polymerase II-specific; RNA polymerase II transcription regulatory region sequence-specific DNA binding. Lineage: Eukaryota; Metazoa; Chordata; Actinopteri; Siluriformes; Bagridae.